Molecule: messenger RNA, 543 nt
Organism: Scaptodrosophila lebanonensis
Lineage: Eukaryota; Metazoa; Arthropoda; Insecta; Diptera; Drosophilidae
Product: collagen alpha-1(XIII) chain-like
Exons: 1
Coding region: 1-543 (180 amino acids)
Source: RefSeq, a predicted model, not a curated record
AUGCGACCGCUUACAACUGUGCUGUUCUUGCUGCUCGGCAUGGCCUUCAACACUUGGGGGCAGUACAUCACGCAAGUUGGACCACCCGGAGCCCCCGGACCAGUAGGCUCUCCUGGAAUAGUAGGCGAAAAAGGAGAGCGUGGGGAGCGAGGAAUUGUUGGCCGUCAGGGCCCGAUGGGUACUCCGGGAAACACGGGCAGACGAGGACGCGAAGGCGCUCCAGGCGCUAUUGGACCACCAGGUCGCCCUGGAAGGCGAGGUGAACGGGGUUAUCCUGGCGAACGAGGGCUAGAGGGACCACAAGGACCUGUUGGUCCACCCGGGCCGACUGGACCUGCUGCAGCUGCUACAGCUGCAACAGGUGGAGCUCGUCGGCGGAACGUUGUGGUGAUUGGAGGUGGAUCCGGAGUUCGACGUGGUUCAGCUCCCUACGAACUGGUGCCCGAAGAUGAGGUGGACUUUAACGAUGAUGUGAACGAUCCACCAGCUGGGUAUGUGAUAAAGCGUUAUUCCAAACGGGGAGAGAACUAUCAUGACUUGUGA